This is a messenger RNA of Beta vulgaris subsp. vulgaris (sugar beet), 2592 nucleotides long. RefSeq names its product 65-kDa microtubule-associated protein 3. Gene Ontology annotation, molecular function: microtubule binding. Gene Ontology annotation, cellular component: cytoplasm; spindle. NCBI's taxonomy places the organism in Eukaryota, Viridiplantae, Streptophyta, Magnoliopsida, Caryophyllales, Amaranthaceae. The record is from RefSeq and is a predicted model, not a curated record. Gene Ontology annotation, biological process: microtubule cytoskeleton organization. Bases 218 to 2407 code for a protein of 729 amino acids. The transcript has 13 exons.
UCCAAACUGAAAUUUAAAAUAACAACAUAGUACAAAAAAACUUCACCCUCUUUAUUAUACCAGACUUUCCUCGUCACUUCAACGGUCGAAAUUUUCAAAUAUCUCUCCCUCUUUCUAUCUCUAACUUCCAUUUUUUCUGAUCAUAUUCAACCUCUAAUCUCUCUCCAAAUUCAGCUUCCAGCAACAUAACUUGUACAAGUAAAUAGUGGUGGUUAAGAUGGCCAUCGUCCAAAGCGAUCCACUUACGCAAUUGGAGACAACUUGUGGGUCUCUUUUAUAUGAACUUCAGAUAAUAUGGGAUGAGGUUGGUGAAACUGAAACCAGUCGUGAUAAGAUGUUACUUGAGUUGGAGCAAGAGUGCCUUGAAGUAUACAGGAGAAAAGUUGAUCAGGCAAACCGCUGCAGAGCUCAGCUACGACAAGCUAUUGCUGAUUCAGAGGCCGAGCUAGCAGCCAUCUGUUCUACCAUGGGAGAGCUACCACUGCAUAUUAGGCCGACUGAACAAACAGUCGGAAGCUUGAAGGAAGAGCUCGAUACCAUUCUUCCACAGCUGGAAGAGAUGAGGAAAAGUAAAAUAGAAAGGAGAAAUCAAUUCCUUGAUGUCAUAGGACAAAUUCAGAAGGUGUCCACUGAAAUAUAUGGAUCAGCAGGAAAUGGUAGCUCAACAGCUGUUUUAGAUGAAAAUGACCUGUCUCUGAGAAGGCUUGAAGAAUUGCAAAAUCAGCUGCAGUCCCUACAAAAGGAGAAGAGUGAUCGCCUAAAACAGGUCAUCGAGCACCUGAAUGUUUUGAGCUCAUUGUGCUCUCUCCUUGGGUUGGACUUCAAGGAAACUGUAAGAGAACUGCAUCCAAGUUUAGCUGGUUCAGAAGAAUCGCAUAGCAUAAGUACUGAUACACUUAAGCAGCUGGAGACUGCUAUAUUCAGAUUACGAGAGCUUAAGCUUCAGAGAAUGCAGAGGCUUCAAGAUCUUGCAACAAUGUUGUUGGAGCUCUGGAAUCUGAUGGAUACACCUUAUGAGGAGCAACAAGCAUUUCAAAAUGUUACAUGUAAUCUUGCUGCAUCUGAAGACGAGAUAACUGAACCCAAUAUCCUUUCAACAGACUUCAUUAAAUAUGUUGAGGCAGAAGUUUCCAGGCUGGAGGAGCUGAAAUCUAGCAAGAUGAAAGAACUGGUCCUGAAGAAGAGAACUGAACUAGAAGAAAUUUGCAGGAAGACACACUUGGUUCCUGAAGCAGAUUGUGGGACAGAACAUCUCAUGGCAGCAAUAGAAUCUGGAACUUUGGACCCUGCCUCUAUCCUCGAACAAAUUGAAAUGGAAGUUUCAAAGGUCAAGGAAGAAGCAUUUAGCCGCAAAGAAUUACUAGAAAAAGUCGAGAAGUGGUUGUCCGCCCGUGAGGAGGAAGAAUGGCUUGAACAAUAUAAUCAGGAUGAAAAUCGAUACAAUCCAGGCAGAGGUGCUCAUCUCACUCUCAAGCGCGCUGAAAAAGCUCGAUCACUAGUUAACAAGCUUCCAGGAAUGGUGGAGGCACUGGCUGCAAAAGCUCUAAACUGGGAGAAUGAAAGAGGUGUUGUGUUUAUGUAUGAUGGUGUCCGUUUUCUUUCUAUGCUUGAGGAGUACAUGAUAUUACGCCAGGAAAAGGAGCUCGAAAAGAAAAGACAGAGGGAGCAGAAGAAACUCCAAGGGCAACUAAUGGCAGAGCAAGAGGCACUUUUUGGCUCAAAGCCAAGCCCGUUAAAGAGUGCUAAGAAACCUUGCAGAAGAAUGUCUAUGGGAGGAGCAGGAGGAAACAGUCGAAGGCUCUCUCUUGGAGGUAAUAUGCAUCAAACUCCGAGGCCUGAUUCAUCUCACUCUUCUAGAGCAACACCAAAUUCACGUCCAAUCAGAAAGGAUGACAAUGCAGGAGGACAAUCAACUGCAAGGAGGGCAUUGGACAUAGCAAGUCUCCCAUCAAAGAACUACACAUUUAGUGGCCGCGAAUCAGAACCUACUGUGGCCCGAAGACCUUUCUCACCCAUCUCUUCUGUGGCAUCAUCAAGAGCAAAUGCAGAUUUCAAUGAUGAUCAGAACAUACUGCAAAACAACAGUGUUCAGAAAUCUCUUACCAAAAAUGAGACACCCCAGAAAAUAGUUAGCCUAAGUAAUACUUCAUUUACCACUCCCUCAAAGAAAAUGCCUGCUGCAGAUGAAGAAAAUCACACUCCAAACACAAUGUUAAUUCAGGCCCCUAUAACACCUCUGACGGUUUCAGCUCCGAUGCAAACAUCAAUGACACCAGCACCUCUGAAACUUCUCAAUGGUGAUAACAUGGUGGAAGAUAUAGCUGAAGAUAUAGAGUACUCAUUCGAAGAAAGAAGAGCUGGUUUUGUGUUGCCCAACACACCUCUUAGAAGAGCUAUACAUGUAUGAAACCUUAGAAAACAUCAACUGAAUUUGUGUUUUUUUCUUCAUUUUUUUAUAUUUUGUGUUGGAAACAUAGAUGAUGGUGAAGUCAAACUUAUUUGGCUGCUUUGUCCAUCUUCCCACUUGUAUAAUAUUGUGUCUGAAUCUGUCACUCUAAACGAAAAUGGAAAUUGAAUUAUCUCUUUUCAUGA